Messenger RNA from Protopolystoma xenopodis, 600 nucleotides. The record is from the annotation of a GenBank genome assembly. Lineage: Eukaryota; Metazoa; Platyhelminthes; Monogenea; Polystomatidea; Polystomatidae.
AUGCUAGACAGGACCUCACUAAAGGGAAUGGAGGAAUGCCAGUCGUGCUAUUUCACUCGUGGUGAUUGCCAUGCGGGACUCGCAAGGUUGACUGGAAUGUAUUCACUCAACAUGACUCUGGUAAGGCCUGCCUCGGAGAACUCUACAACUCGGACCGAGCUCGGAUCUGUUGGGUCAGCUGGUGAGAGCGUGCCGUUGCCAUCCACCGCCUAUUUGGCCUCUCUGAUUGACUGGACUCGAGCCCGGGGCCUCGGCCCGAUGACUCUUAGUCGAGGUUGCUUUACCUUCGAACAGCCCGUGUUAACAGAAGCCAACCACUCGAGCCAAAGGAGCUCGGACAAUGAGAUCACGGGACUCGAGCUGCGGAUCUCCAUCCGACGAGUGGAGCCGGCGACAGUUCGUCUGGCCGACGGAGCGGACGAGCGACUGAAGCAGGGCAGGGAAGCUGGGAAGCAAGCGAUCUUGGCCAUGAGAGCUUACCAGGAGAAUUCCGUCGUCUAUUGUAUAGCGCAAAGCACGACAGACAGUGGCCAGAUAUGGACGGACUCGGAGCCGAGCACUGGGAUGGACGCGAGCAAUAAACGUAAGCUACCGAUUUGA